This is a messenger RNA of Microthlaspi erraticum, 2877 nucleotides long. The record is from the annotation of a GenBank genome assembly. Lineage: Eukaryota; Viridiplantae; Streptophyta; Magnoliopsida; Brassicales; Brassicaceae.
AUGCCUUUUCCAGGAAGGUUCAAGAAACAACUAUUGGAAGCACACAAGGCUAAGUUUGUUGAACUAAUGAGACAACUUGAGCUAAAGUUACCUUUCAUCGACGCUUUGAUGCCCAUUCCACCUUAUCGGAAAUUCCUGAAGGAUGCUGUUCAGCAAAGAACCAGGGAAGCACAAGGGAUGGUAGUGUUGACUCGUGAGUGCAGUGCAAUCAUUCAACGGAAGGUUAUCUCCAAAAAAAAGGAAGAUCCGGGGAGUUUCACUUUACCCUGCAUGUUGGGACCCCUAUCUUUCAAAAACAGCCUCUGCGAUCUAGGAUCAUCUGUCAGCCUCAUACCUUUGUCUGUAGCAAAGAAACUGGGAUAUCACAAGUACCAAGCCUGCGGAAUCUCACUAGUCUUGGCAGAUAGAUCGAUAAGGUUACCAACUGGAAUGCUUGAGGACCUGCCUUUGAGGAUAGGGAAUGUAGAAAUCCCCACCGACUUCAUUGUGCUGGAAAUGGAUGAGGAACCAACAGAUCCAUUGAUACUAGGAAGGCCAUUCCUAGCUACAGCAAGAGCAAUGAUAGACGUCUGUGAAGGCACAAUUGAGCUAAACUUAGGAAAUGACCUAAGGAUGAAGUUUGAUAUCAAGGAUACAAUGAGGAAACCAACAAUAGAAGGUCAGCUCUUUUAUGUUGAGGAGAUGGAUCAGUUGGCAGAUGAGCUUUUAGAAGAGUUAUCGUUGGAGGAUCCCCUACAAGUUGCUUUGACUAAGGACUCUUCAGAAGGAUAUGUGAGCUCGGAAACCGAUGAGUACAAGAGGCUCCUUGACACCUUCAGACCAGUUCCAAACAUUCUGAGCAUUGAGGGGUUGGACAGGCCAGUUUGCGAGGUCAUGCCAGUGAGCUCGAUCAAGAGCUCGAUCGAGUCGGGUUUCGAACAAACAAACUCGAUCGAGCUGGGAACUGAAUACAAGGAACAAGCUCAAGGAGAUUGGUCUGAGCUCAAGGCACCAAAAGUGGACCUCAAACCUUUGCCUGAAGGCCUCAGGUAUGCAUUCUUGGGUGAAAACUCAACUUACCCUGUCAUUGAACCUCAAAGGAGGUUGAACCCCAAUCUAAAGGAAGUAGUGAAGAAAGAGAUACUCAAGUUGCUUGAUGCUGGGAUAAUCUAUCCCAUCAGUGAUAGCACUUGGAUAUCUCCAGUUCAUUGCGUCCCAAAGAAAGGGGGGAUCAAUGUCAUAAAAAAUGACAAGGAGGAGCUGAUUCCCACUAGAACAAUAGUGGAGCAUCGCAUGUGUCUUGACUAUAGGAAGUUAAAUUCAACAUCUAGAAAGGAUUUCUCAAAGAUAGCAAGACCCUUGACAAGGCUUCUGUGCAAGGAGACAGAUUUUGAGUUUGAUGAAGAAUGCCACAAGUCUUGGACCUUGCUGAAGGAUGCUCUGGUAUCUGCCCCAAUAGUUCAAGCUCCAAACUGGGAUCACCCAUUUGAGAUUAUGUGUGAUGCAUCUGACUAUGCAGUAGGAGCAGUGCUUGGCCAAAAGAUAGACAAGAAACUCAAUGUCAUCUACUAUGCAAGCAAGACUAUGGAUGAUGCUCAGUGCAAGUAUGCAACCACAGAGAAGGAACUCCUUGCCAUAGUCUUUGCCUUUGAGAAAUUUCGAAGCUAUAUAGUUGGAUCCAAGGUGAUUGUGCACACUGACCAUGCUGCCCUUAGGCACAUCUUCGCUAAGAAAGAUACAAAGCCAAGACUUCUCAGAUGGAUCCUUUUGCUUCAAGAGUUUGACAUAGAAGUUGUGGACAAAAAGGGAGUAGAAAAUGGAGUUGCUGAUCAUCUCUCUAGGAUGCGAGUUGAAGACAUGAUCCCCAUCAAUGAUUCUAUGCCUGAAGAACAGCUUAUGGCAAUCAUGAUCUUGAAGGAGAGUUUUGAUGAGAAAGUCAGGCUGGAAGAAGUUAAGGCUCUGCGUGAUGAGAAUUUGCCAUGGUAUGCUGAUAUAGUGAACUUCAUGGUGUCCGGAGAAGUCCCUAGUAGCUUUGAUGCUUACAAGAGGAAGAAAUUCUUCAAGGAUGCUAGGCAUUACUAUUGGGAUGAGCCUUACUUGUACAAGAGAGGACCAGACAGCAUUUACAGGAGAUGCAUAGCUGAAGAGGAUGUGCAAGGAGUUCUAGAGCAUUGCCAUGGGUCAGCUUAUGGAGGUCACUUUGCUACAUUCAAAACAGCAACAAGGUUCUGCAAUCUGGGUUGUGGUGGCCUACCUUGUUUAAAGAUGCAGCAAGCUUACAUCGCAAAGUGUGAUCCAUGCCAAAGGAAAGGAAGUAUCACCAAGAGAGAUGAAAUGCCACUAAACCCAAUUCUGGAAGUUGAGAUCUUUGAUGUAUGGGGAAUAGACUUCAUGGGACCUUUCAAGCCUUCCUCAAACGGGCACAACUACAUUUGGUUGCUAACCAUCAUCUUUCCAAGAUAUGGCAUCCCAAGGGUUGUUAUUUCGGAUGGAGGUUCCCAUUUCAUCAAUAAAGUGUUUGAGAAGUUGAUGAAGAGUUAUGGAGUCAAGCACAAGGUCGCUACACCUUACCAUCCUCAAACCAGUGGGCAAGUUGAGGUCUCCAAUAGACAGAUAAAGGCCAUUCUUGAGAAGACAGUGAGCUUUACUAGGAAGGAUUGGUCAACAAGACUUGAUGAAGCUCUUUGGGCCUAUAGAACAGCUUACAAAACCCCCAUUGGAAGGUCCCCUUUCAACUUGCUGUAUGGAAAGGAUUGUCACUUACCUGUGGAGGUAGAGUACAAGGCACUAUGGGCAGUAAAGAUGCUGAACUUUGAUAUAAAGGCUGCACAAGAGAGAAGAGUAAUGAACUUGUUUGAGUUGGAAGAAAUCAGAAUGAAUGCCUAUGAGAACUCCUGA